Durusdinium trenchii is the source of this 417-nucleotide messenger RNA. The record is from the annotation of a GenBank genome assembly. Lineage: Eukaryota; Dinophyceae; Suessiales; Symbiodiniaceae.
AUGCCCCACGAGGUGCCGAGCUUCUCGGAGCAAAUGCGCCAGGCGAGCGCAGUCGGCGGCGCAUCAGUUGCGCAGAUCGAUGAGGCAAGACCGCAGGAAGAGCAGGAAGAGGCCUCCAUGGCAGGGCCCACUGCCGAUCAGAUCAAGGCCUUCUGUGCGUCGGCAGAGGCCCUUGUGGCCUGGGAGGUCAAGGAGAGGUCGGGUGAUCUCACUCGCCACACCCACUGGAGAGGAGGAGCAGGUGUUCACUGGCUGGAUGGAGACCUCAGGGGAAGAGGUCCAGGCGGCACAAGCUCCAGCAGAACGCUCUCAGCCCACGAAGGUCUUCGCAACGGAGUCCAAGUCGACAGAGGCGUUGGUCUCUGCGACUCCGGACAUCCAGGACGCCGCUUUGCUUCCCAAAGAGGCCGAGGUUAG